AUGAAGACCCCGACACAUCCCCUCGAUGACCUCACCGCCGCUGAGAUAACCGCCGCCGCGGCCGUCGUGAAAGCCGCGCUGCUCGCUGACGCAUCGGACGACGACGAGAUCCGCUUCUCGUACGUGACGCUCGCGGAACCCGCCAAGCUGGCGAUGGCAGCCUACGUCACCGGCGAAGGACCCGUCCCUCCCCGCCAGGCGGAGGUCAUCGCGACGAUCGUAUCGAAGAUGGACGCGUACAUUUUCGUGGUAAACCUCGGCGAUGAGCCCUCGGUGGCGUCCAAGAAUCCCGUCCCGGAGGGGUGCCAGCCCCUGUUUUCACCCGACGAUUGCUUCCUCGCCGAGGACAUCGUCAAGGCGGACGAGGCCGUCUGCGCCGAGAUCGCCGAGCGCUACGGCGUGGACCCGGCCGACUUUGGCACGAGUCUGAUCUGCGACCCGUGGAGCGUGCACGUCGCCACCCCGGACUUCGAGCCCCUCAAGUGGCGGCCCGACGGAAGAGCCGCGCGGCUUAUUCAGUGCUUUCUUUACUGGCGAACCGACGAAGCCGAUAACCAGUACGCCAAGCCCAUCGAUCUGUUACCGGUGGUGGAUCUCAACGCCAGGAAGGUGAUCCACUGCUCUAAACAGCCCGGCGCGACGCCCCCGAAGAUCGGGCUCAAGACGAACGUCAACUAUCACCGCGCCUCGUUGGAGACCAACUCCUACUUGCCCACUAAACACCGACUGCCGAUGAAGCCGCUCGACGUGACGCAACCCGACGGCGCCAACUUUAACGUCGCCGACGGCCGCGUCGUGACCUGGGACGGGUGGUCCAUGCGACUGGGUUUCAACUACCGCGAGGGUCUCGUGAUUCACGACGCGAGGUUCGAGGGCAGGUCGGUCAUGAAGCGGGCGAGUUUGGUGGAGAUGGCGGUUCCGUACGCGGAUCCGAACCCUCCGUUUGAGCGCAAGUGCGCGUUUGACGUUGGAGACUACGGCCUCGGAUACUGCGCGGAUUCGUUGGAGCUCGGGUGCGACUGCCUCGGGCACAUCCGUUACUUCGACGCGGUGCUCUGCGACUCGCGAGGCGAGCCGUACGUCACCAAGAAGGCGAUCUGCAUGCACGAGGAGGACAUGGGCGUGCUGUGGAAGCACGUGGAGUACCGCAACGGGCACAACGAGGCUCGGCGGGCGCGCAGGCUCGUGGUCUCCUUCGUCGCCACCGUGGUCAACUACGAGUACCUUUUCUACUGGUACUUCAACCAGGACGGCAGCAUGGAGUACGAGAUCAAGCUCUCCGGGAUGCUCUCCACCAACCUUCUCUCCGCCGGCGAGAGGGUCGACGGCGAGGGCGGCGCCAACGACGGCGCGCCUCUCCACGGCGUCCUCGUCGCCCCGGGGGUUAACGCCCAGGUGCACCAGCACAUGUUCUGCGCCCGUCUGGACGUGGAGGUGGACGGUACGAACAACGUGGUCGACGAAGUGGACCUCGUCACCGGGUGCGUGGGUAAGGCUUCGGGUAUUCGCGAUCCCUUUGCGAACGCGUUUGGGCCGGUGAAGACCCGGCUCGCCACCGAGCGAGCCGCGGUACGCGUGUGCGACCAGACCAAGGCCAGGACCUGGAGGGUCUCCAACCCGUCCGUGAUCAACCCCAUCACGAACGAGUCCGUCGGAUACAAGCUCGUCCCUUUCACGCGCGGCGCGUCGCAGCCCGUGCUGCUCACCGGCUCCGAAUGCGCGGUGACCAAAAAGGGUGAAUUCGCAACCAAGAAUCUCUGGGUCACCCCCCAUACCGAUUCCGAGCGAUUCCCCGCGGGCGAGUUCACCCCCCAGGGCGCCCCCGGCCAGGGUUUACCGAAGUGGACCGAGUCCGAUCGAUCGCUGGGCGGCGAAGGCGGCGGGGACGUCGUGCUGUGGCACGCGUUCGGCGUCGCGCACGUGCCCCGACCCGAGGACUUUCCCUGCAUGAACGUGGAGCACGUGGGAUUCUCGUUCAAGCCGGACGGUUUCUUCAAGGGAAACCCCGCGAUCGACCUGCCGCCCCCGACGAUGGCGGGCAGCAAGGAGGACACGUCCGCGGGGACGUGCUGCGCCGCGAACGGCCAUGUUGGCGCAAACGGACACUGA
This is a messenger RNA of Micromonas commoda, 2109 nucleotides long. RefSeq names its product amine oxidase (gene MAO). Gene Ontology annotation, biological process: amine metabolic process. Bases 1 to 2109 code for a protein of 702 amino acids. Gene Ontology annotation, molecular function: copper ion binding; primary methylamine oxidase activity; quinone binding. The transcript has a single exon. NCBI's taxonomy places the organism in Eukaryota, Viridiplantae, Chlorophyta, Mamiellophyceae, Mamiellales, Mamiellaceae. The record is from RefSeq and is a predicted model, not a curated record.